CUCGGUCAAUACUAUACGUUUUGUUUGCAUGUGUUUGCGGAAAAAAGGCGUGAGCUAUAUACUACUAGUAUUUAAGUGUUAAAUCAAUUUUCAAGAGUGACAUCAAGAAUGGAAUCUUCUCAGGGUCCUUACAAUCGUAGUGAAAAUGGAAAUAUUGUGACCACUGAAAGCGCAAGUGGCAUAUCUCAUUCAGAAAUGUGGGAAGGGAUUUGCCACGAGAAAGGUUUUGGUGUGUUGAGAGAUGAGACGGCUAAUGUGUUGUCUACACAUUUAAUUGAACAUCUUCCUGCCAAUGUUAUAUGCCUGAUUUGCCUGCAGAAACUGCGGGCAUGUACAUUUCUUGAAUGCAGGCAUCUACUUGUUUGUCAAGAUUGCCAGCAUUUCUUUACAUCUUGUCCUGUGUGCCGCAAAAAAAUUAAGUCUUUUGUGCCAACCAUUUUGGAAUUGCCAUUUAGAUCAUGACAACUGCAGGCAUAGAACCUGGAUCUCGCGCACGUUAAACAACGAAGGAUUGAGAUUAAUUUGGACAUUUGUAUAACAUUUAUUUAACAAUCUGCUUUUCUGAGAAAUGAAACAAUAAGUAUUAAACUAUCAGAGGCUGGACACCCCCACGUUUCAGUUGAAUUCAAGAGGUGGAGUGCAUCGCGGUUGUCAUAGGACAAUGUCAUGUCUUUUAUUGUCAUACAUUAGAAACUGCAAUAAGGCAUGUACAAUUUACAGUCAUUUUACUCUAAGCAUAGCUGUGAUCUGUUAAUUGUGAUCUGUUUUAUAUAGAUGUUGUCAUCAAUUUUCUUUCAUUUGUUAUUUAUGUAAUCGUUUCAAAAUGUCUUAUCUUUUUCAUUGUUUCUAACUAUUUGUUAUUUAUGUAAUCGUUUCAAUUUUUUUAAUUUAUUUUAUCGUUUCUAGCUUUUAUUUGUUACUAAAAUAUAAUAGGUUGUUGAUAAUCGGCAUUGUAGUGUUCUUAUUCGCAAUAAUUCAGCUGCUACAUUUUUAUAUAUACAUUAGACAUAAGAAGAGCAUGCUUAUAAGGUAUGAGAUGUUUUAGUUUAGGUUUUACAUUAUAAGUUUAUGGAGAAAGGAUGUAUAUGCUGUUAUUGUGUUUUGUAAAAUUUAUAUUAUGAAUUUACUCUGCCAUAUAUCAAUACGUUCAAUAUUAUCUGGUCAGUAAAUAACGAAGGGAUCAUAAGAUCAAUUGAUAUAUUUUUACACUAUGCAUUAGAAAAAAAGAUGUAUGAAUAAUUUUUGAUGUAGUAGCAAAGGUUUUAUCGUACUAGUAUUUGAUCUGGGUUUGUGUUUUACUGUUGGGGAAAAUACUUUUUCGCGUGGCGUUUGAGGGUAGCAGCAUUUUUACGAGGAAUGGUAUUUUUGCUGUUGCUCACAAACAUGAAUUUAUUCUUUUACCUAGAAAUUAAUAUUUUAUUUGGACACGGUUUCUAUUUCUUUUCACAUUUUUAACUGACAAAAUGGAAUGUUGUAUGUAACAAUCCAAAGUUUUAGUCACACUUUAAUUAAUAAGAGUUCCUCAAGAGAUAUCAACAUGAAACUUUGUAGGUAUAUAGAUCUAAAUGGAUAGAUGUACAGUGCACAUGAACUUGAACUCCGCCAUGCCAAAUUUAAAAGUUAUUGCCCUUUGUUCAUUUUCAACUUUGUUCGGGAAAUAACUCGGAAACCAUAAGAGGUAUCAACAAGAAACUUUGUAGGUUGAUAGAUCGCAUUGAUUAGAAGUGCAGUGCAAAGAACAGUACCUCUGCCUUGCCUAAUUUUGGAAUUAUUGCACUUUGAACUUUUUCCAGGGACAUAACUCUGAAACUACAAGACGUGUAAUUUCCUGUGUCCAAAACCUAUUCAGGGAGCAUCACCCGGCUCAAACCGGGCUUUUGUUUAUUAUUAUUAUGUCUUUUUUAUUUAUUCAUUAUAAUUAUUAUCAUUCUGGUAUAGGGCGAUUGACCAAAGUUAAGUUACGUUUGUAGUGUUGUGUUUUGUAAAUA
Messenger RNA from Ruditapes philippinarum (Manila clam), 1988 nucleotides. Its product is annotated as baculoviral IAP repeat-containing protein 3-like. The transcript is spliced from 3 exons. Bases 109 to 462 code for a protein of 117 amino acids. NCBI's taxonomy places the organism in Eukaryota, Metazoa, Mollusca, Bivalvia, Venerida, Veneridae. The record is from RefSeq and is a predicted model, not a curated record.